CAACACCUCAAACAAACAAAAACACAAAUAGAACCCCAAAACCUCACCUCUCUCUCUCUCUCUCUCUCUCUCUCUCUCAUCAUGGACAGCGCACCCCCCGUUUUAAACAAACCACCGCCACCUUUCCUCAUGGACAGCGCACCCACCUUUCUAAACAAACCACCGCCACCGCCACCUUUCCUCAUGGACAGCGCACCCACCUUUCUAAACAAACCACCGCCACCCUUCCCAGCACCGCCUCGGAGCGUUGACUUCUCCGCCCUUGAAUUUAUCCUCGGCCUCAUCGCGGUCAUCACCAUCCCUGCUCUCGUCUACGCCUUCUUCUUCGCCAUCAAGUUCCCUCCAAACCCUUUUCGCCGGCGACCCCACCGGACCUCCACCACCGCCCCCGGCCCCACCCAAACUGAACCCAACACCCAAAACAAAAACGACGUAAUUUCGGAGCUCAAGUACCAGAAGGAAGCCCACGUUAAGGAAAUCGGAACAGAGUGCCCUGUGUGCCUGUCUCUGUUUGCCGACGGCGAAGAGGUCCGGCAGCUUUGCGUCUGCAAACACUCUUUCCACUCUCUGUGCAUAAACAUGUGGCUUAAGGAUCACUCCAACUGCCCCAUUUGUCGAGCUUCAGUCGCCGUUGAUCGGAGUAAUGGUGAUAAUCGGACGGCGGCUGCUGGAGUAAGAGGCAGUGAUGAUCUGCAACAAGGUUUGCCUGAUGCUUCUGCCAUGGUUUGACAAUUAAUUCUUUCUGGGAUUUUGGUGGCUUAAUUCUUUUUCUCUUUUUCUUUUCCGAAGUUUUUCAAAAACUCGCCGACAGAAGUUGUAAACUUAUAUCUGUAGUGAGAAUUAGGGUUUGAGAGAAAUGCCAGGAACUAGUAGUUAAUCUAUGAUUUCUAUAAUUUGAAGACCAUCUGAAAUUUGAAUUUUCAUAUAUUUCUGGGU
Molecule: messenger RNA, 936 nt
Organism: Pyrus x bretschneideri (Chinese white pear)
Lineage: Eukaryota; Viridiplantae; Streptophyta; Magnoliopsida; Rosales; Rosaceae
Product: RING-H2 finger protein ATL33-like
Exons: 1
Coding region: 82-729 (215 amino acids)
Biological process (GO): protein ubiquitination
Source: RefSeq, a predicted model, not a curated record